AUGAUUACAGUAGAAUGUUACAUCCAGACUAUUUUGUACGGGGAGAAAAACUCGCGCCUAGUGGUGGGUUACAAUUUAUAUCCAAUGUUUCGUCAUUAUCAUGAAAUGACGAGCCCAGAGUUUCCAUUACCUUUGGGGAGCUGCAAAAUGGGACUCGUUCCUCAGAUAACCAGUGAUAUUUUGAGGGGUAAUGUGCCACAUAUACAACGGGAUGAGGCCCCACCAGUUGUGAGGCGGCGUACUACGCCUGCUACCUGCUGCUGGUGUAAGGAUAUAACUGCAGGACAGGAAAAAGCAAGUGAUGAGACAGCAUUUUCACCAGAUGAAAAAGGUGUCGCUUGUGAAACCAUCCCAUCACCUGAGGCCCGAAAACAGUUUGAAGAAAAUGGAGGGCCAUCUAGAACAAUGCUGUCCGCAGGUCUUGCAAGCAACACUAUUGUGCGUUCCAACCUUUUCGCUACUUCAAAAGCGAAAAUAAAAAUGACAACUAUGAGUCGUAAUGAUUUCUUGUUCAAAGCAAUCGAGGAGAGUCUUAUGCCCCGAUUACCUUUGGGGAGCUGCAAAAUGGGACUCGUUCCUCAGAUAACCAGUGAUAUUUUGAGGGGUAAUGUGCCACAUAUACAACGGGAUGAGGCCCCACCAGUUGUGAGGCGGCGUACUACGCCUGCUACCUGCUGCUGGUGUAAGAUGUUCCGGAAUAGAAAAAGAAACAAAAAUGAUGAGUUGUUUGAGAGUAUUAUCUCAUAUCUAGAAAGUGACAUUAAACCCCUGAAACGGCAUAUCAGGGAAGGACAAAUCGAUAGAGCCAGAAGAGAGGUAUUGAAAGAAAACUUUUAAAACAAAGGUAAGUUU
Molecule: messenger RNA, 852 nt
Organism: Procambarus clarkii (red swamp crayfish)
Lineage: Eukaryota; Metazoa; Arthropoda; Malacostraca; Decapoda; Cambaridae
Source: RefSeq, a predicted model, not a curated record